Cloeon dipterum is the source of this 1596-nucleotide messenger RNA. RefSeq lists its product as uncharacterized. Gene Ontology annotation, biological process: neurogenesis. Gene Ontology annotation, cellular component: cytosol. The transcript has 7 exons. NCBI's taxonomy places the organism in Eukaryota, Metazoa, Arthropoda, Insecta, Ephemeroptera, Baetidae. The record is from RefSeq and is a predicted model, not a curated record. Gene Ontology annotation, molecular function: protein binding. Bases 65 to 1534 code for a protein of 489 amino acids.
UCUAAUCCGACGCAUAAAUCGCUUGGAUGACACGAAUUUCGACGGAGGAAUUCGUCGCUUGAGAAUGCCAGACUCGCGAGACGAGCAGCCGGCGCAUUCGAGUCGAAACCAGCGACGAGAAAAGAUGAACGGAGUAACGCAGGACGUGAAACCUGAUGAAAUCACCGUUAAUUUUGGCUCUCGCUGGUCCCACAGGCAGGCCAUGCGUGCGCAAAAAGUGCACCUGAUGGCCUGCAGUCCGUACAUCAGGAAGCUAAUCGAUCAACAACCUAAAGGGCCCAUCACCAUUGACAAUGUCCAGCCCGAAAUUUUCAAAGUUUUGCUGGAGUUUAUCGCGCACAUGAGAUUCGAGUGGGCGAACUACAUGAAUAUGAGAUACUUCAUCAUGCUGGCCGACGCGGCCGAAAAGCUGCAAGUUUUUUGUCUCGGAAAGGCUUGCGCCGAGGCCAUCGAGGGCAAGCUCACCGAUAAAAACAUUUGGGACAUUUACGGAGAAUACUCGGACAUCAAAUUCGUCGCCGAAACUUGCGAAAAGAGGUUGGCCAAGAACACGGAGAUGCAUCUGCAGCUUCCAGGGUUCUUGGAAAUCAAACCUGAGGCUCUGUCCAAGUUCCUGACCCUGGAUGAGAUGGAAAUCAAUUCAGAAAUGACCUUGAUCCUGGCUAGCAUCAACUACGCCGAGGCACAAAAAAAUCCUCGGGAGGUGUUCCGCAAGUACGCCCUGCCGCACCUGCGCCUGCUGACUCUGAAGUUGAUCGAGCUGCCUCUGAAGCUUGAAGAAUGGCUGAAUGAGGACGAAAGGAUUUUCAUCAGCGAAAAGCUGUUCUGCGGGAAGCCGCUGCUGCCGUACGAGGAAGUUGCCGAACUCAAGGACACCUUGUGCGGCAUCAACAAGAAUAGGAAGCCUGGAAAUGUUCGCACCCUGACCAUACUGAAGGAGGAAAGAAUCCUGGGAUUGGUCGAACAAUUCCUCUUAAGCCAGUUUUUCUUGAUUCCCAGCUGCGAGGAACACCUCUUUUCCAUGCAGUUCAAGGCCAACAAAUGUUUGCUAAUCAAACAAUUGGAGGUCUUCUGCCCACUCCACCUGGAUUCUGAGGAUUUCGUCUGUAAUGACCUGAUUGCCAGGUUGACCAGAAAUGAACAGGAAUUUGUCAGGUUCAGUGACGGUUACAAGAUGCUGGCCACUGUCAGGGUCCACGACAUGCUCGAUGAAAAAAUGGAAAAUCAUUUCGGGCCAAUGGACGAGCACCCCUUCCUGAACCACUGGACAACAUUCAAACUGGGCGUUCUCGUGAGAAAGGGUCGCGUCGCGACCUUGGAGGUGCGUGUCUGCGGCAAGUGGACCAUGCGUCUCAUAGAAAGGUCGGCGAAGCGCAUCCUGAAGGGCAGCGGCACCUCCGUGACAGAGGCCCUGAGCGAGUUCAAGAUUGAGCACAAACACACCAUCAACGGCGGAGAUUUCAAAGCUGUUAAAAGAACUGAAAAGGAUAGCAUAUCCACCAUCUUCAAGAGCAUGGACUUCAUUACCUACUAGAGACGCCAUUCAAAGAAUUUGUUUUGGUUUUCUCGUGAAUAAAUCUAGAUUUGUUACCUAAA